AAGUGACAUGUCGGCGGGGAGGGCCGCGAGGCGAGGGGCGCCCUUCUCCGCCAGGAGCCGCCCGGCGGGUGGAGCCUGGCGGCCCCGCCCGUGUCGGUCGCCUCUCGGCGCGUGCAAACUAGUGGCGGUCGGUGAGGUGAGGCGAGGCUACGCUCGGCUCCGCUGCCGCCCCGCUGCCCCGGUGCGGCACGCAUGCCCCGGCCUGGCGGGCGCCAGGUUGUCUUCUGAAUUUUGGGUCUGAAGGUACCCUCCUGCUUUCUCAGCAAAUCAUGGACAUCGUUGGCUUUCUGAAGUCUCAAUUCAUUUGCCACCUUCUGAUCUGCUACAUAUUUGUAGUGUCAGGACUGAUCAUUAACUUCAUUCAACUCUUUACACUUAUACUUUGGCCAGUCAACAAACAACUGUUCAGGAGGAUCAACUGCAGGCUGGCUUACUGCAUUUCAAGCCAGAUGGUGAUGUUGCUGGAAUGGUGGUCAGGCACCGAUUGCACCCUCUACACUGACCCAGAGAGUUACCACAAGUACGGGAAAGAGAAUGCCAUCGUAAUCCUUAAUCACAACUUUGAAAUCGACUUUCUCUGUGGUUGGAACUUUUGUGAAAGAUUUGGGGUCUUGGGGAGUUCCAAAGUGCUCGCAAAGAAGGAGCUCUCUUACAUGCCUAUCAUUGGCUGGAUGUGGUAUUUCCUGGAGAUAGUCUUUUGCAAGCGUAAAUGGGAGGAAGACCGGAAAACAGUCAUGCAGAAGUUGCUGAAUCUCCGGGACUACCCUGAAAACUUCUGGUUUCUGAUUCACUGCGAGGGUACAAGGUUCACAGAACAGAAGCACCAGAUUAGCAUGGAGGUAGCUGAAGCCAAAGGCCUGCCCAAACUCAAGUAUCACCUACUGCCACGAACGAAAGGAUUUGCUGUCACUGUGCAGUGUUUGAGAAAUGUAGUUUCGGCGGUCUAUGAUUCGACCCUCAAUUUUAGAAAUGAUGAGAAUCCAACAUUACUGGGAGUUCUAAAUGGAAAGAAAUACCAUGCAGAUUUAUAUGUAAGGCGGAUUCCAUUAGAGGAAGUCCCACAAGAUGAGCAGGAAUGUUCUAACUGGCUCCACAAGCUGUAUCAAGAAAAGGAUGCAUUCCAGGAAGAGUACUACAGAACAGGAACCUACCCUGCAGUCCCUAUAGUACCACCUCGAAGACCAUGGACACUUUUGAACUGGCUUUUCUGGGCCUUAUUGCUGCUAUACCCUUUAUUCAAGCUGCUCAUCAACAUGGUCAACAGUGGGUCAUCACUGACACUGGCUAGUUUUGUAUUUGUCAUCGUAAUGGCUUCUGUUGGUGUCAGAUGGAUGAUAGGUGUUACAGAAAUUAACAAGGGCUCCACCUAUGGCAACAAUGACAACAAACAGAAACAAAAGUAGUAUCUUCAGAGACUGCUUCAAUCCAAAGGGAACAAAUGCAACUUCUGAAAACUCUUAAGUGCAUAUCACUGUCCUUCGAGUGAGAUCAGAAGAAGGGUAGGAUGAGCAACUGCCAUGCAUAUCUGUGCUUCUGUUAUUUUUCUUCUGGGGUUUGGGCUGGAUUGAAAGAUGCACUCCUCCAUAUACUCUUAACAACAGGUUUGCAUUUGAUUGGUUGGUUUGUUUUCAUAUAAAGUGUCUUAGGGUUUGAAGAAAAAAAAUCCAGUGUGCUUGUAUGAUGAGAGACCCCACCUGGAAACUAACCAGUGGUUGCUGAGGUGCAGGCUUUAUCUUAAUGUGCUCUAAAGGAAUGGACAAAUGUCAGAAGAAUGUUACAAGAAGAUUAAAAUCGGUAUUUGUCUAGAUCAUGCAUUAACAGUUUAACAACCAUAAUCUGUCAAUGUUUAAAUACAGUAAAAUGCUCUGCUUCCUUAGACCAGUAUUGGACUGAAGCAAUUCUACUGAAGUAGCAGGAUUACAGUAGAGCUUUUCCACACACAGAAUUCAUUCCCACAGUAUGCACCACAUCACUGGCCCUUUAAACUUCAGUCAGACUCUGGGUAAGGGCCUGUUUUGUUAGAUCAGAGACUUGCAGUGGCAAAACCUGGAGUGUAAUUUGCCUUAGAGGCCUGAACAGAGCUCAAGUUAGCCACUGCUCUGUCUUUUCCCAGGCAAUACACCAGUGGGAUACCUGAAACCUGUAAUUCUUCUAAGAAUAAACUGUUUAGAGUUUGGAAAAACUGAGGUAAUAAAUCACUUUUAGCUUUAAACACUAACAAUGGUGGAAACAAACAAAAAAAAAUGGGUAUGCUGUAACAAAGUAAAUGCAAAGUGUGCAUUAAAAGUUAUUUCCCCACACCUAUACUGUUGUGAUCCCCAUUAAUCUGCUUUUCUGCCUUUUCUGAUAAAUUGGUUUACAAGGAGCCUCAUAACAUUCAAUUUGAGGUAAUACUUAACUAACCUCUUGCUUUUGUUUUGGGGAAAAGAGGGCAGUUGAGAGAGAAACCUAGGGUGGUGGUAUGGCUUGGGUUUUUUUUAAAGGCUCUCUGCAUUUGACACCCUUCUGUAUUAAGUAAAAAUAGUUAUCAGGUCCCUUGGGAAAACUUACUUUGUUGCUCUCACAUUCCUAGUACUGAUUCCAGGGCAUUUUCCUAUGUUUUUAAAUUUCUGAUGUCAAGGAUGUAUAAGGAAGUUACUGCAAAGGGCUUGUUUAAAAGAAAAAAAAGUGGAAAAAGGUGGGUGAGGAGGAGACUCCAAUCAUCAACAGUAAUGAAAAAUCUAAACUUUUUUUAAUCUAAAGAUACUGAGCACUAGUGAGCACUUUUCUUUACACUUCCACUGAUGUUACAUUUUCAUUGCACAUAGGUCUACACCAUGAUAGUCUAGGAACGCACAGCCUAUGUUUCUUUACAAAAGAAAGCAAGCAGUUUUAGUAGCUGGUGUAAAGAUAAUUUCUCUUUUGCUGUAGUAAAACUAAAGCUAAAAGAAACAGGGCUCAUACAACAGAAAAUAAAUCAUAACAUGAACUAUGUAUUUGCUGUUCAGUAUGUCAUAUCAUUUAGAACAUUCUAAACAUUUUAAUAGAUGGCAUCUAAGAAGGUAAAGUAAUGCUUUUAGCAUGGGGCAGUAGGUAAAAACCUUCUGAGAGGAAGCAGCUAGUAAAAUGUACAGUAUGAAGGAAGGAAUAGGCCUUGGGGAUUUCAAGGGACUAGGUUUUUUUUGUUUUUUUUAAUACACAUGUAUUCCCUAUGCUCUGAAACUUUCUGGAACAGAUUGUACAAUGUCAUGUACGUAAACAGGGGCUUUAGUCUACAUUUUGUAUGUUGGAAAACUAAACUGAGUUGAAGCAUACUGUCAUGCUUAUAAAGCUACUCUGUUAAAGUGCACACCCUUCUCUGCUGAAGGGCAACCAUGCACUUGUAUAGGCUAAAACAGUCUAACAGGGAAAACAGUAUAUGAACAUGUAGUAGCAUCUGAAGGUACUAUCAUGUACUGAUGCAUCAAGUGUGUUGCUGAGUCAGACCUGAUUGAUUGGUAACAGUGAAAAUGGGCACAGGAGGGAAAGAUCUCUUCAAGCUAGCAUUUUAGUCAGCAGCACUUGUCAUGGUGGUAGAAUGAACUCUCUGUGCAGGUGGGUGUAGUUCUGAACAGCAAAUACAUAUCCAUGUAGUGACAGAGUUCUCAGCUUAUUGCCUUUCUAAAAAGCCACCGAUUUAAUCCGCUGAUAGGAAGACAUUUAAUAUUCCUUGUGAAGCUUGGUCACUUCCUUUCUAGCUACAUGUAGUACCACCUCUCCAAGCCAACAAUACCAAACGUAAAUACUUUUUGAAUGAGCAACAUUUAGAACAGGCAUAAGGCUGGACAUGCCAGGCCUGGAUCCUUCCUCCUAGACACUUGUAGAAGUCCCAGUGCACAAGGACUACACCACUGGGCCCUUCCAGCAAUCACUGGAAAACAAAGCUUAACAGUACUUGCCAAAGUUAAGUUAGUCCAGUUCACUGUAUUAAAAGAAUGACUAUUACAUCAUUAGGAAUCAGUGUUUGCCCCUUUCCACAACAAGCAACUGUAUGUUCUACAACUGCCUUAACAAAAAGUAGUCUUAUGUUUGUUUAUACAAAAAUAAAAAUAUAAAAAGCUGAA
Messenger RNA from Dromaius novaehollandiae (emu), 4082 nucleotides. RefSeq names its product 1-acylglycerol-3-phosphate O-acyltransferase 4 (gene AGPAT4). Gene Ontology annotation, molecular function: 1-acylglycerol-3-phosphate O-acyltransferase activity. Gene Ontology annotation, cellular component: endomembrane system; mitochondrial outer membrane. Lineage: Eukaryota; Metazoa; Chordata; Aves; Casuariiformes; Dromaiidae. The transcript is spliced from 9 exons. Bases 270 to 1403 code for a protein of 377 amino acids. The record is from RefSeq and is a predicted model, not a curated record.